GUGCAUGGCGGAGGGCGCGGCGCUGCGGGCCGUGAGGGGCUGCCUGGCCGCCUUCCCGCGGGAGGCCCGCGAGCUGGGCUGGCCGGAGUCUGUACCCUACCUUGAUAGGCCUCCAUCCCCACUGGAGUUUUAUCGAGAGUGGGUGAGUCCGAAUAAACCCUGUGUAAUUCGCAAUGCCAUCAACCACUGGCCGGCUCUGCAGAAAUGGAACUCGGCGUACCUCAGGGAGGUGGUAGGUCCCAAGGUGGUGAGUGUGGCAGUGACACCAAAUGGUUAUGCAGAUGCAGUGUUUCAGGACCGUUUUGUCAUGCCAGAGGAGCGCCAAAUGCCUUUCAUGGACUUCUUGGACAUUGUGGAGAAGAAAGUGACCUCUCCCAACGUAUUCUAUGUGCAGAAGCAGUGUUCAAACCUCACUGAGGAGUUCCCUGAACUUGUCUGUGAUGUGCAGCCUGACAUACCAUGGAUGAGCGAGGCACUGGGGAAGAAGCCUGAUGCUGUGAAUUUCUGGCUUGGGGAGUCAGCUGCUGUGACAUCUUUGCAUAAAGAUCAUUAUGAGAACUUGUACUGUGUGGUAUCUGGAGAGAAAUAUUUUCUACUGCAUCCACCAAGUGACCGUCCCUUCAUCCCAUAUGAGCUCUAUCAGCCAGCCACCUACCACAUAUCAGAAGAUGGUUCAUUUGAAAUUGUGGAUGAGAAGACUGCAGAGAAGGUGCCCUGGAUCCCUCUGGACCCCUUGAAACCAGAUCUAGAACUGUAUCCAGAGUAUGCUCAGGCAAGACCUUUGCAGUGUACAGUGAAAGCUGGUGAGAUGUUAUAUCUGCCUUCUCUCUGGUUCCAUCAUGUUCAGCAAUCACAUGGCUGUAUUGCAGUGAACUAUUGGUAUGACAUGGAAUAUGACAUUAAGUACAGCUAUUAUCAACUACUAGACUGUCUCACAAAAGCUGUGAAAAUGCUAUAGCAAAGGUGGGAGACUCGAGCCUGUGAUGUCUGUUUCUGAUGUGACACAAUCAUCAACAUCUGUGACUGGAGUACAAAUGUGAUUCCCCCAAAAAGAACUGAACAUUAAAUUGUGGUCAGCAGUGCCUGCUGAAUACAUCAUGGCUAUUUUUCUUGAUUUCAGAGUCCAGACCAAUUGGCCAGAUUUUUUGGCUUGUAAGUAGAACUUUGAUAAUAGGAUUUUUAGGCCUUUGCAUGUUGCCUCAGUGAUGGUGAGCAAAAUAAAAUGUGAAGGGAGACAAUCCACAAUCCAGGUUUUGAAAAUCCCAAAACGGAAGCCCUACUGUUUGUUCAGAUCUACAGAUUGUUUUCAUUACAACCCAAGUGGACAAGGAAGGAUCUGCUCCAUGCAUCAGGCUGCAACAAUCCAACGUAUGUAUUCUGCUUAAGGCAAAAGUCUGUCCUGCUGUAAUUCUUUAAGUUCAGUGACUGUGGUGUUUUGAUGGUGAGAAACUACAAUUUCUGCAAUAAAUAGGUCAGUUUAAA
This is a messenger RNA of Vidua chalybeata, 1482 nucleotides long. It is a transcript of the gene JMJD7, whose product is annotated as jumonji domain containing 7. The coding region runs from base 5 to 958 and encodes 317 amino acids. The transcript has 8 exons. The record is from RefSeq and is a predicted model, not a curated record. Lineage: Eukaryota; Metazoa; Chordata; Aves; Passeriformes; Viduidae. Gene Ontology annotation, molecular function: 2-oxoglutarate-dependent dioxygenase activity.